GGGCUGCAGACCUGUCGACUCCUUCGCCUUGCCCGGCCUCGCAGACACGGCUUUGGAGAUGCAGAGAAUUUACGUUACUAAACAAUUCAUGCAUAUAUGAAGUCCUACUUGUAGGUGAGCCUAGCAGUGCUAUCCUUAUGUGCAGUAUGGCACGGACAACUGCAGAUCAGGCAAUGGCGACACGUAAGUUGGUCGUAAAGGUCGUCGGUGCUCACGGCCUGGCACACAGCAAGAGGGGUUUACCCAGUGCAUUUGUUGUGCUUUCGUUCGAUUCUCAGCAAUUCCGCACGAGUGUCAAGGAGAAUGAUGAAAACCCGGUAUGGAACGACACCUUCUGCUUCAACGUGUUGGGUCGACCCAAGAUUCAUAAGCUAGUUCUUCAAGUUUGUGUGUAUGACACCAAUACGUCUGUUCAAGGCGAAAUGUCUUUGAUUGGCAAAGUCAAAGUAAAUGGGGCCUCAUUCCGGCCCUCUGACACAGGACCAUCAAAUUAUCCGCUGAGGCUUGGGAUGAUAUAUCGAAUGGCGGAAAUGGUGGGUCUGAUUGCGAGCAGAGGCAAAUUGGGUCUGAAUUUAUACAUCAAGGAUGAACGCUCCACCAGAGCUCAAGAACCCAAUAUUGCUAGCUUAUACUCACCGCCUAUGGCCUUGUAUGUGGAGGUCGUAAGUGCUCAUGUCCUCAAGCCCAUGGACAGGCAAGGCUCUGCAAGUACUUUUGUUGAGGUCACCUUUGAUUAUGUCCGGUUCCGCACGGCUAUCAAGGUCAGGGAUCGUUACCCGGUGUGGAACGAGUGGUUCUACUUCAAUGUAUGGGGCCCAUCUUCUCUUCGUAAUCUUGAUAUUAAAGCAUUCGUCUACCAUGUCCACAGUUCAUCCAAACGUUCCAAUACCUUACUUGGCAAGGUCAAAAUUUCUGGGACCAAAUGCAGGCAUCUCCACGGAGACAAGGCAACUUAUCCAUUGGAGAAGCCUACGGUGUUGUCGUACGUGCAAGGGGAUUUGAGUCUAAAAGUAUACACCAUUGAUAACCCUUCCAUGGGAAUUACAACCCCUGCUCCGCUCAUGGAUGGUGUAAUAUUGCACAACCAGAUUUCAAGACCACAUCAUUUUGCAUUACAAUAUUUGAAAAAAAUCACAAAUAACUUCUCCGAAGAGAGAAUAAUUGGCCGAGGUGGUUCUGGUGCGGUAUAUAAGGGUGUGGUUCAAAAUGGAGAUAUUAUUGCCGUGAAGAAGAUCUUGCCGUCAUUCAUGCCAGGCGAGCAGAAGCAAUUUGAGAACGAGAUCAGUCAUCUCACGAUGCUUGACCACUCCAAUAUAGUGCGGGUUGUAGGCUACUGCUAUGAAGUAAAGAAAGAACUUAUAGAAUACGAUGGGAGAAAUGUUUUUGCAGAUAUGGAGGAAAAGUUAGUUUGCUACGAGUAUCUACCCAAUGGAAGUCUUGAUAACUAUAUAUCAGAUGAAACUACUGGACUUGAUUGGAGCACACGCUAUAAUAUUAUCGAGGGGAUCUACAAGGGUUUAAUUUACCUUCACGUGCAAAAUGAUAAGCCUAUUAUUCACAUUGACCUUAAACCUGCGAACAUAUUGCUCGGCGAAGGUAUGAUACCAAAAAUUGCAGACUUCGGUCUGUCAAGACUGCAUGAUCAACAACAGUCAAUUUACACAACAUCCCGUCUUGGAACACGUGGUUACAUGGCACGGGAGUUCGUGGAUGAAGGAAAAAUUACACUACAGUUAGACAUAUUCAGUUUGGGUGUAAUAAUUUUGGAGGUAGUAACAGGACAUAGGCACUACCCAGACGUUAUUACAGAAACAUCUUCGGAUGAUUUUAUCAAGCUUGCGCUUGAGAAAUGGAGAAGUGUACAAAGGUCACCGGGGUAUGAAUCCGAAAAACCAGACUACGAACAAAUAAAGAGAUGCCUACAGGUCGGUAUGUUGUGUGUGAAUCAUGACCACGCCAAGAGACCACCGAUAACAAAGGUUAUCAAUAUGCUCCAAGGAACAGAAAUUAUUGACUCCAACAUCAGCAAUGAGGAAGCAGCGUAAUCGGCAGGCCAUGUAUAAAUGAUCACUUAACUGUUAUGCGUUGUUGAGUGUUUGUAUUGUCUAGCUCUUUUAUUCUCUCCAUGCUAGAGAUUGUGUUUUGACAUUUGCGCAUCUUGUAUCUAAGGAUCUUGCAUUCGUAUACACGAAAUAAUUAAAUAACAACUGCCGAGACCGGCAUCGACCUC
This is a messenger RNA of Triticum dicoccoides, 2230 nucleotides long. RefSeq names its product probable receptor-like protein kinase At3g17420. The record is from RefSeq and is a predicted model, not a curated record. The transcript is spliced from 7 exons. Gene Ontology annotation, biological process: protein phosphorylation. The coding region runs from base 138 to 2045 and encodes 635 amino acids. Gene Ontology annotation, molecular function: ATP binding; protein kinase activity. NCBI's taxonomy places the organism in Eukaryota, Viridiplantae, Streptophyta, Magnoliopsida, Poales, Poaceae.